CACAAGACUUCCCUGUUAUCGGACCAGGGAACAUACCGAUCUACGCUUGGGGAAACCUUUCUAAACAAUUUAGUAUUUUAUUUAAAUUUGUAUUAUUAUUAUUACAGUUUUGGUGCUAUCUGGUAGAUAGACAUUUUAUUGAGAUGUGACCAUGAGAUGGUGGUUUUUUGGAGUUCCUGAGGAUCCCUGUGUUGGUCUAAACACUUUUUCACAUCAUCUGAUUUAUUUGCCUCUACUGCAGGCAACCAAAGAGCAUGGAGAACCUCACGCAAGCGCAAUGGCGGGAAAUUAUGAACAAGAAGAUGCGUUUCCCGCCGACUCUGAUUGCGGCAAUCCAGGCAGCGAACGUGCUGCAGGUGUCCAGGCUGCUGGCAGUCAGUGACGGGAUCCUGCGGCAGCUGGAUGAAUCAGAGGACCGCUUGUGGAGGGAGGCCCUGAAUCUGGCCAUCCGGCUGGGCAACGAGGACAUAAUAAAUGUCCUCCUGGAGUGUGUCAAGUUCGACUUCCGUCAAAUCCAUGAGGCCUUGCUGGUGGCCGUGGACACCAACCAGCCCACUGUGGUCAAGCGCCUCCUGGACAGGCUGGACCAUGAGAAAGGGGUUGGCAACAACAAGGUGGACAUCCGUUCCUUCUCGCUGGCUAUCUUUGACCACUCCAUCGACAAUUCACAUUUUGCCCCCGGGGUCACCCCGCUCACACUGGCCUGCCAGAAAGACCUGUAUGAGAUUGUGGAAAUGCUGACCAAGAAGGGUCACGUCAUCCCCCGGCCCCACAAGGUCUCCUGCACCUGCCUGGAGUGCCGCAACGGGCGCCAGUAUGACCUGCUGAAGUUCUCACUCUCCCGCAUCAACACCUUCCGGGGCAUCGCCAGUCGUGCCUACCUUUCCAUCGGCAGCGAGGACGCCAUGCUCAGCGCCUUCCGCCUCAGCCGCGAGCUCAAGAGGCUCUCCAAGAAGGAGCCCGAGUUCAAGCCUCAGUACUUGAGCUUGGAGGACCUGUGCCAGGAGUUUGCAGUGGAGCUGCUGGGAAUGUGCAGGAACCAGAGUGAAGUGACGACGAUUCUGAACGACUGCGGAGACGACAGCGAGGAGGAACUGGACCAGCAGACCUUCGAAGAGGGCAUCCCCAACUUGGCUCGGCUGAGACUCGCUGUCAAUCACAACCAGAAACGGUUUGUGGCCCAUCCCAUCUGUCAGCAGGUGCUCUCGUCGAUUUGGUGCGGCAGUCUGUCUGGCUGGCGCGGCAGCAAGACCGCGUGGAAGAUCUUCGUCUCGCUUGGGAUCUUCAUCACCAUGCCUGUGCUCUGUCUCAUCUACUGGCUGGCUCCCAAAUCCAAGAUCGGAAAGAUCCUGAAGAUCCCGGUGAUAAAGUUCCUGCUACACUCUGCCUCCUAUCUGUGGUUCCUGAUCUUCUUGCUUGCGGAGUCCAUCAUCAUGGAGAGUGACCGGGAACACUUCUCCACGCGCAACCAGAGCAUUCUUCAGAACUCCUUCCACAUGGUGUGGGUGGUGGGCUUCUUCUGGCAUGAGUGUAAGGAGGUGUGGAUUGAGGGUAUGCGCAACUACCUGCUGGACUGGUGGAACUUCCUGGACAUCAUGACCCUCAGCAUGUACUUGGCCGCCUUCAGCCUGCGCGUGCUCGUCGCCCUCAAGGGCUACUUCUACUGCCUGGAGUCCGAAACCACACUGGAGUGCGUCUACUUCACACAAACCGGACGAGAGGGGUGGCGUCAGGAGGACCCCCAGAUCAUUGCUGAGGUACUCUUUGCUGUGACGAGCAUGCUCAGUUUCACACGGAUGGCGUACAUCCUACCUGCCCACGAGUCUCUGGGAACAAUGCAGAUCUGCAUCGGGAAGAUGAUUGACGACAUGAUGAGGUUCAUGUUUAUCCUGAUGAUCAUUGGAACAGCCUUCCUCUGUGGAAUCAACAAUAUAUAUGUGAACUACGUUGUAUCCCCACGCCUAGGACAGUUCAAUGAGACAUUCCCGUUCCUGUUCUGGACCAUGUUUGGGUCAGCGGACCAAAGCGCGGUGGACAUGCCUGAGUAUGUGGUGGCUGAGUUUGUGGGGCGGGUGAUGUACGGGAUAUUCACCCUGGUGAUCGUCAUAGUACUGCUCAACAUGCUCAUCGCCAUGAUCACCAACUCCUUCCAGAAGAUAGAGGACGACGCGGAUGUGGAGUGGAAGUUUGCACGCUCGAAGCUCUAUCUCUGCUACUUCAGGGAGGGUCUCACCCUGCCGGUCCCCUUCAACGUCAUCCCCACCCCAAAGUCCUUGUUCUACUUGCUAAGGGGCAUUUUCCGGAAGAUCUGCUGCUGUUGUAAAACCAAGCGAUUGCCGGACUACCCACCUAUUCCCUCAAUUUCAAACGCAGUACUGCAGGAUAAGGAUUUCCCCAUGGAGAGUCGUGUGUCAUACAGGCUGCAGGUCAUCAAGGCGCUAGUGCAGCGAUACAUUAAGACAGCCUGCAGGGAGUUCGAGGAGAGCAAGAGGAAAGAUGUUGGCAAUCGGAUUACAGAGCUGAACAAAGUGGUGGGGCGACUCCACUCUGAAAUGAAGCAAAUUCGCAAGAAACUCACCCAGGGCACUUCCAUUUCCGGAGAGGAAGAGGGCGCUAGCAUACUGGGCAAGUACAUCCUUGGGGCCAAGACCAACUUCCGGACCUUCGACCAGGACUCCCUGGGAUCCGAAGGGUCUGUAAAAGUCACUGUGCACCAGAGAGAGAGAGCGGGGGUGGGUGAGGGUGAGGGUGAGGGUGAAGGCCAGUGUGUGGAAGAGGAAGGGUGUGAGAAGCAGGCAACCUCCCCCACUGACAGCAAGUCCUCUGAAGACACGGAUACGGGGUUUGGAUCGCAGACGGGAGAAGAGUUGAUUGAGGGAGGCGAGGAAGUGAAUUAGAAAAUCUCACGGGGGGGGGAUACGCCAUAAUUGAAAAAUCAACAAUGUAGUACUUUAUAGUUUUUGACCACAAAAAUACCAAUAGAAUGUAAUAUAGGGUUCUGUAGGAUACAUCAGCAUGUUUCUUGCACAUCACCCGACAAUAUAUAAAUAUAUAUAUUACUAUAUAUUUUAUAUAGUAUAGUUACUUUCAGAUAAUCCUUUUGAACUUCCAUCCAAUACAAACUAUCUUAUUCAAGCCAUCUGAGGCAAACAGUCUGAUACAAUGAAAUUACAGAUGGCUGUAUCACAUCAAUAUCAGGGUCUACAAUAUAUUAAGUGCAUAGAGUUCAAGAUCCUGUAUCUAAUUUUCAAUAGUUCCCAUUAUCGAUUGCCUGAAUGUGUAUUAGUAACAUUUUAGCAUUUGUGUUAGAAUUGCACAUACCUGCACCGCACGUUGUUUGAGUUAACUCAGAGAGCCUGUUAAAACUAUGUAUUGGAGAGAUUAUAUAUUUUCUUGUAAAGAAACCUAUUCUGCUGCUUUCUAUUACAAAGCUGCUGCUACAGACAAGGCAUAAACUCUAGAAACAUAAAGAAAUGUUUUAAUUAAUUGUUACUGUCUAUUGCAACAAAAAACAGGCCCACAGCUAAGUAACCUGGCACUACAUUAGUAAAAUAGUAUCUCAGUUCUUCAAAUCUGGAGUUGUUAAUUUCUCGUUUUGUAAUUUGGUGCAGGCUUCACUGCUAAAAAGGUUUGAACAAAAUGUGGGCGACUCACCAUUCAUCUCUUUUGUACUAUUUUAUGUUAAUGUAGCCUAUAAUUCAGCUCAAUAAAAAAAUAAGAAUACGUAAGUUUAAAAAUAAAUACAUUAAAUGUGGACCACAGAAAAAAAACAAACAAAAAAAAACGUUGUUUGGGUUAUAUUUAGUGCGUCUGAUUUACCGGUGAAAUAUUUUUUCCAAAUUCGGGUGAAAGCUUUUUUAAAAAUCAGGUAGAAUUAUUUAAUGAAAAAAUCAGGGUGCAUUUUUUUUAUAUAUAAAGAAUAAAUAUUCGGGUUGAAAAUCGGGUUUUAUUUAGAAACAAAGUUGUCGUCAACAGUUUAAAUCAAACGUAUGUAUAUUUCCACACAUUGGGUGUGGUAUGCAAACUUUUGACGACACCUCUCUACCUCUCUCUCUCUCUCUCUCUCUCUCUCUCUCUCUCUCUCUCUCUCUCUCUCUCUCUCUCUCUCUCUCUCUCUCGAGGAGUUUUUGGGUUUAACACGAACGCAGAAAAAAGCAUUCGGGGGCGGGGAGAAAUCGGGUUAAAUCGGGUAAAACCCGAAAAUCAGACGCCCUAGUUAUGUUACAUACAGCUGUGCUUCAUCUUCAAUGUUUGUUUUUCAAGGGCUCCCACAAUAUCGUAAUACAUCACUCACCUUUAAGAGUAACAUCAUGAAAUCUGUUAAUUGUGCAAUGGGUAGCAGACAUUUUGAUAACUAAUGCAAUAAUUUACAAUGUAUUCUUUGCUUCUUAUCAGCAGCUGGCCAAAUGUGGCCAUGAUGGAGAUACUUAAAGAGUAAGUAGUGGGAUUCUGAAAAAUAUAGGGUUAUACAUCCCCACAUGUUCCUAUAACUGUUUAAAUACCGUACCAGUAAUUUUUCUUUUCAUUAUUAAUAUCCAGACAACUUUUUACACAAUUUUAAAAUGUGUUUCAAAUCUCUUUUCAAAAUGGCCGCUCUAGUACACUGGGGUUUGAGAUCUGUCCUCUAAAUCACUGCAGAAAGAGCGAUUAAAAAAAAAAAAAAACCAUAAGUGCUAUGGCUUUUCUUUUCCUACCACAUCGUUUAUCGUUAUUGCUGUUACCUUACACUAGUGCACUAGAGCGGACAUUUUGAAAAGAUCUUUGAAACAGACUUCACAGUGUAAAAAGCUGUUAACAAUGAAAAGAACUAUGACAGAUACGUCAUUUAGCAACACGUGGGGAUGUGUUCGGAUCCCCGCUGCUUACUCUUUAAGUAGGGUGUUUGGGUUGGGUUUUCUUUCUUUGGGAAGCCUGUACUUGUUUAAUCAUUGAUGCAAACUGAAUGUAACACUUCUGCAUCUUUGUACUGUUCAGCUACUAACCUCUUGCAAUAAAAUGGUUAAGCCAA
Messenger RNA from Acipenser ruthenus (sterlet), 5008 nucleotides. RefSeq names its product short transient receptor potential channel 2. NCBI's taxonomy places the organism in Eukaryota, Metazoa, Chordata, Actinopteri, Acipenseriformes, Acipenseridae. The record is from RefSeq and is a predicted model, not a curated record. Bases 255 to 2897 code for a protein of 880 amino acids. Gene Ontology annotation, biological process: regulation of cytosolic calcium ion concentration; manganese ion transport; calcium ion transmembrane transport. The transcript is spliced from 13 exons. Gene Ontology annotation, molecular function: store-operated calcium channel activity; inositol 1,4,5 trisphosphate binding. Gene Ontology annotation, cellular component: membrane; cation channel complex.